Molecule: messenger RNA, 1598 nt
Organism: Rhodamnia argentea
Lineage: Eukaryota; Viridiplantae; Streptophyta; Magnoliopsida; Myrtales; Myrtaceae
Product: transcription factor bHLH120-like
Exons: 4
Coding region: 134-868 (244 amino acids)
Biological process (GO): regulation of transcription by RNA polymerase II
Cellular component (GO): RNA polymerase II transcription regulator complex
Molecular function (GO): protein dimerization activity; DNA-binding transcription factor activity, RNA polymerase II-specific; RNA polymerase II transcription regulatory region sequence-specific DNA binding
Source: RefSeq, a predicted model, not a curated record
CAUCAAAAGGAUAAUAUAUUACUUAAACACACCCUAACAUGAUUAAUACAACUCUUCGUCUUCUUCUAUCUCCAUCUCCAUUCCAGCUCAACGCUUAGAGCACCUCCAUUAGUUUUAUACUUUCUGGAGCAACAUGUUUCCUUUACAACCCAGCAACGAUCUGUUCUAUCUCCAACCAAAUCAACACCCGAUUCCGGAAGAUCUGAUCAUUCAUGAUGAAGAAGAUCUUCAUGGCCUUUGUUUUACCAACCAAAAAGACAAGAACAAGGGCUUAGACGAAUCUGUACUCAUAUCUUUUAGCGGAGGGAACAAAAGCCAAGAAGAUUGUGAUCCUAAGAAGGCGAUGCAUCGAGACGUCGAACGGCGGAGGCGGAAAGAAAUGAACACCCUUUACGCGUCUCUCAGAUCAUUACUCCCUCUCGAAUAUGUUAAGGGGAAGCGUGCGACAUCGGAUCAUAUAACCGAGGCUGUCAAUUACAUAAACCAUCUAGAAGUGAAGAUCAAUGAGAUGAAAAGAAGAAGAGAUGAAUUCAAGAGGGGAAUAUCUGUUUAUCUGGGAUCUCUCGGACCCGAAAUUCGGAGCUCCGGCACCAAUUGUUCAGUGAGAGCUUUGAGUGUAAGGCCUUGUCUGGAUGGAGUGGAAAUAGUCAUCCAGAGUGCUAACUCCAGAGACCAGGACCAUAAUUUUCCAUUAUCAAAGGUGUUGCGACUCCUGCUGGAACAAGGAAUUAGUGUAGCAAGUUGUGUUUCUACUGGAACUAGUGAAAUGAUAUUCAUCCACACCAUCCAGUCCGAGGCUUGCCAUACCGGGUGCCUGGAUAUAGCUCGGCUGCAAUCGAAACUUGACGAAGUUCUAACUGACUACUGAGUGAGAAAUAUGGUUUUUGCUACUUUUCGAUUUCCCUUAUCAAUUGCACCUCUUGGAUGAAGAGCUAUCGUGUAAGAAAUUUCUCGCCUGAUGUAAGCAAGAAGAAGGUUUUCAAUCCCACAAGACUUGGGUUCUCAAGAACUUUUGCAAGGUUUGUUCUCAAUCAGUUUGGUAGCAUCCAAUCUAAAUCAUUUUACAGUUAGUGCACCGAAAUCGCCGUAUAUUAUCUAAACUAUUGCUAUCUAGACUUGGGUUGGGUAUAGCUCAACAUAUAAGCGUUUUCCAGGGAAAAUGUUCGGUUUGUAAGGUAGUAGAGACUAGAGAGAGUACAGUCAGACUGGAUGCUACUUGGCUGUCCUUGGUUACCAGGGGAUCUUGUAUCCCCACAGAUGUAUCUUAAUGUUAACUCUCAAAGAAAGUUUAAGGACUGAAAGGAAUACACAGCAAAGUGAUAAUUAGAGGAAGUAGCAGAUUCAAUAUAUUUGUUGAAUGAGACAAUAUUUCCGACCUUGUUAUUGCUUUUUUUUUUUUCUAGUAUUUGUUGAGAGAUUUCUUUUGAAUCCAUUAUUUGAUAAACCAUUAAAUUUUAGAAUAUGGUUUGAGUGCCCAAGUUGCAUGAAAACACUGAAAUUUACACUUUUCCUGGGACAACCUAUUCUGAAGGUUGAAUUCUCCUGUGAGUAAAGCUAGUUUUUGGAUUUUCAAGUCAUUGGGGGCUGGUGCUUCUUAU